AUGUCUCACGGCGGUGAUCAAGGCUCAACAGAGCACAUUAACACAGAUAUUGUUACUCUUACGAGGUUUCUCACCGAAGAGCAAGCAAAAGUUAAGGAAGCAACCGGAGAUUUCACACUCCUUUGCCAUGCCCUCCAAUUCUCUUUCAAAUCCAUAGCAUAUUAUAUCCGUCGCGCCUCGCUCAUCAACUUAACCGGUCUCGCAGGAUCCAGCAACACCACUGGUGAUGAUCAAAAGAAACUCGACGUAAUCGGAAAUGAUCUUUUCAUCGCUGCCAUGAAAUCCUCCGGAAAAUGCGCCGUUCUCGUUUCAGAGGAAGAAGAAGAAGCCAUUUUCUUCCCCGAAGCUAAAGGUGCUCGUUAUGCCGUAGCAUGCGACCCUAUUGAUGGUUCCUCUAACCUCGACGCUGGUGUCUCGGUCGGCACAAUCUUUGGUAUUCAUAAACUCGCAGAAGGCUCCACGGGCACCAAAGAAGAUCUUCUCAAGCCUGGUACCGAACUCAUCGCCGCAGGUUUCACCAUGUACGGUGCCUCAGCUCAAUUAGUUAUUACAAUGAAGGGAGGUGGUGUCAAUGGCUUCACAAUGGACAACGCUUUAGGAGAAUUCAUCCUCACACAUCCCGGAAUGAAAUUACCCAAAAAGAGAUCCAUCUACUCAGUCAACGAGGGAAAUUCCCUGUACUGGGAAGAUACCACCAAAAACUACUUCAACUCAUUAAAGUACCCCGAAACCGAAGGAGGAAAACCUUAUAGCGCAAGAUACAUCGGAAGUAUGGUGGCAGAUGCCUAUAGAACAUUAUUGUAUGGAGGUAUUUUUGCAUAUCCCGCGGAUAAGAAGAGUCCAAAGGGUAAAUUGAGAAUUUUGUAUGAAUGUGCGCCUAUGGCCAUGGUUUUUGAAAAUGCCGGCGGCCAAGCAUUAAACAGCAAAAUGGAAAGAAUGAUGGAUGUAGUACCAGAAGAUAUCCACGAUAGAUCAGGUAUCUUCAUGGGUAGUUGGGAUGAAAUGGAGAAGGUGAAGUCAUUUCAUAAGUGA
Molecule: messenger RNA, 1032 nt
Organism: Sclerotinia sclerotiorum 1980 UF-70
Lineage: Eukaryota; Fungi; Ascomycota; Leotiomycetes; Helotiales; Sclerotiniaceae
Exons: 3
Coding region: 1-1032 (343 amino acids)
Biological process (GO): fructose metabolic process; fructose 6-phosphate metabolic process; fructose 1,6-bisphosphate metabolic process
Cellular component (GO): cytosol; cytoplasm
Molecular function (GO): fructose 1,6-bisphosphate 1-phosphatase activity
Source: RefSeq, a predicted model, not a curated record